AUGAAGAAAACAGAACACAACGACAUUUCUGAGGGAGCAAACGACACAGACGAACUAGAAUCGAAUGGCAGACAGGGCAGCACCAGUCCUGCGAGAGCAGUCGACGAGGUGUCUGCGAUCCCUAGAAGAUCACAUGAAGGCGUUGGGAAACUCGGUGGACGGAGGCACAGUCGCCGCCAGUCCUGCGAGAGCAGGUCGACGAGGCUCACGAUUUUGCUUCAUUGCUUCGCUAUAUCACCCCUCAUCGCCGUCGACGAAAUGCUUGUACGCGUUAUCCACGCUAUGUUGGAAGCUUGA
Botrytis fragariae is the source of this 297-nucleotide messenger RNA. RefSeq lists its product as uncharacterized. The record is from RefSeq and is a predicted model, not a curated record. The transcript is spliced from 2 exons. Bases 1 to 297 code for a protein of 98 amino acids. NCBI's taxonomy places the organism in Eukaryota, Fungi, Ascomycota, Leotiomycetes, Helotiales, Sclerotiniaceae.